AUGGAAGAAGAUCAGUCAUUACAAUUACAGUCGUCAUCGGCGUCGUCUUCUUCACUUCCAAAUGGAAUUGAAUGGGUAGAAAUAGUUGAACCUCAAACAAAGCAACAUAUGUAUGCAAAUCUUCGUACCGGUCAAUGUUCAUGGGAAAUUCCUUCUGAUGUACCUGUAAAACGAACUCAAAGUAAUCAAUGGUGGGAAUUAUUUGAUACAAAUACGCAAAGAUUUUAUUAUUAUAAUGCAACUUCAAUGAAAACAGUUUGGCAACGUCCAUGUAAUUCAGAUAUUAUUCCACUUGCUAAACUUCAGACAUUAAAAGAAAAUACGGAAAUUCCUUCACAUUCACAAACUGAUGAACGAAAUACACCAUCAGCUACAACUGAAGUUAAAACUAAACGUAAUAGUGAAACGCAAACAUCACCAAAAGAAGAGCGCCGAUCGGCAAAUCGGAUUUUUACACGAACAGUUUUUGCCCAAAAUAUAUCGCCAGAAGCUGGUAUUGUUACGACCCAACGGCGUCUCAGUUCACCACAUUCAUCUUUAACUAGACGUGUACAUCGAUCAUCUCCCUUGCCGUUACAGUCUAAUUCAUCAUGCAUUUCUCCAUUGCUCAAUUCUUUUCAGGAAAUGCAUAUUUAUUCUAAUCGAGAUUGUGCAAAUGUACAAUGCGGAUCACCAAUGAUUGGGCAUAUAUCCCGAGAUGAUUCUGUUGAAAGCCGUUCAUCUUAUUCCCAUUUAUCGAAUAUUAGGCCUAGAAUUAUGCUUGAUUCUUCAAUACCAAUGGUCCCUGUGAUGCCUUUUCGGUCAACUUCUGCAGCUUCAUCUGCUGAGCCACCAUCUUAUAACUCUUCAUCCUUCAAAAUACCAAGUUCGAUUGUUAAUAAUCCAGUCAACAAUCGUUUUCCUGUUGAAGAUGUUGCUGCAAAGAAAGUUGUAAGCUCUGGCCAGACUACGAAAAAUAUUGAAACCUCGAAUGAAUCUAUUGUUGAUUCUUGGACAAAAGAUUCUAUUAAAUCACCUGUAUCAGGGUGCUUGGAUGAUAAAGUCUUGAAAAAAGAGGCGCCUACACUUUUUAAACUUGUUCAGUGUUAUAUGGGUGAUCGAAAAUCGAAAACUUCUCCUGAUCAGCUGGCUCUAUCUCUUUGUGAAUCGGGUACUUCAAAAGAGGUUCUUGGCGACGAAUUAUUUUGUCAACUAAUCAAACAAUUAACUGGAAAUGAGAAAUGUGAUUCGCUGAGGCGAGGUUGGGAACUGCUUGCCAUAUUUUUGACAUUUAUGACUCCAUCCACUGAGGAAAUUUUACAGCGGUUGAUGCGUUUUAUCGAUGCAAACUCAGAUCGCCUACUCGAUUCACCUGAAGUUCCAAUAUCUCAUUAUGCACUUCAGUGCUCUCGUCGACUUUUACGUACAUCUUCUAUGAAACAGAAGCCUACGCUACAGUUAAUACAAGAGUCUCGAAUUCAUAUUUUCAGCCCGCCACAAUUUUCUGCUCCAUUGGAAGAACUUAUGGAGCUUCAGGCUGAAAAAUAUCCAGAAAGGAGUAUUUCCGUCUUCAAUCAUUGUUUUAGAGUUUUACCGUGGCUUGAGACAACAUUGAUUGAUCUUAUUAUAUCUUCUGAUGGUCAACAUACUGAAGGUCUCUUUCGCGUUCCUGCAAAUCCUGAUCAUAUUCAUACAGCUCGUCUACGACUAGAUCGUGGAUUAAUUCCUGUUGUGCGAGACGCACAUGUACCAGCUGCAUUGCUUAAAUUAUGGCUUCGAUCAUUGCCUGAACCUCUUCUACCUGAUUUGUUUUAUUCGCGAUGUCUUGCGGUAUGCGACCAACCUGAAGAAGCCUGUCGCAUUGUCGAAUUACUUCCGACUAUCAAUCGCUUGGUGCUUGCUAAGCUACUCGAUCUUUUGCAGUUAUUGGCGGAAGAUGAAACAGUGUUUCAUACAAAAAUGGAUGUUUGUAAUUUGGCAAUGGUAAUGGCACCAAAUAUAUUACGUUGUAGUAGUAAUGAUCCACGGAUUAUAUUUGAUAAUGCACGUCGUGAAAUGACUUUUAUUAAGACUCUUAUUCUUCACUAUGAUACAUCUUUCAUUCAUUCCAUAACUUAA
This is a messenger RNA of Dracunculus medinensis (Guinea worm), 2097 nucleotides long. Lineage: Eukaryota; Metazoa; Nematoda; Chromadorea; Rhabditida; Dracunculidae. The record is from the annotation of a GenBank genome assembly.